This is a messenger RNA of Penicillium riverlandense, 1395 nucleotides long. RefSeq names its product glycoside hydrolase family 76 protein. NCBI's taxonomy places the organism in Eukaryota, Fungi, Ascomycota, Eurotiomycetes, Eurotiales, Aspergillaceae. Gene Ontology annotation, molecular function: mannan endo-1,6-alpha-mannosidase activity. The record is from RefSeq and is a predicted model, not a curated record. The transcript is spliced from 3 exons. Gene Ontology annotation, biological process: fungal-type cell wall biogenesis; carbohydrate catabolic process. Bases 1 to 1395 code for a protein of 464 amino acids.
AUGCGUGUACUAGGCACUUUGACCGGCCUACUGGCUGGGACGAGGCUCCUGGCCCCCGCGCAGGCCAUCGAGUUGGAUCUCUCCAGUGAGGAAUCGAUCAAAAGCGCGGCGAGUCUAACAACAUGGGGCGCCAUGUCAUAUUACACGGGCAACGAAACGGACGGGAGCCCAGGCAUCAUCCCUAAUAAAUGGUACGAAGGGUCGGUGCUGUUCAUGUGCGCCAUGUACUACUGGCAUUUCACGGGCGACACCACAUACAACCAGGAAGUCCGCGUCGGACUGGAGUCCCAAUCUGGCAAUGGCGACUACCUGCCGGAAAACGCGGCUCAGUAUAUGGGCAAUGACGACCAGGGGUUCUGGGGCGUGGCCGCCAUGACGGCUGCGGAGCUGAACCUCACCGACUACGGCCAGUACUCGUGGCUGUCGCUGGCGCAGGGGGUGUUUAAUACCCAGACGCAGCGCAGUUCGGGAUGGGAUGCCUCGACCUGCGGCGGCGGCGUGCGGUGGCAGCAGUUCAAUUACAUGAGUGGGUAUACGUUGAAGAAUGCCAUCUCGAAUGGACUGCUGUUCCAGCUCUCGGCUCGUCUCUAUCGCUACACCAAUGACAAACAGUAUGCUCAGUGGGCGGAGAAGAUCUGGGACUGGUCGAACGAGUACCUCAUCGACAACCAGACUUGGGUGAUUGCCGACUCGGUCACAACCACCCAGGAUUGCAAGGUGAAGGGCAUGGGUGAUAAUUCAUACAACGAUUCCUCAUUUCUCAUGGGGUUGGCCUACUUGUAUAACCAUACAACGGGCGCCGAGCAAGCUAAAUGGGAACAAGCUCUCAACGGACUUGCCAACAAGGUGCUGACUUUGUACUUCCCUGCCAAGUAUGGCGACGUUGAAUACGAGCCGUCCUGCGACCCGUUCCCCACACAAUGCUACGACAGCAACAACCUGUUAUUCAAGGGCCACACCUCCUCCUGGCUCGGCUGGGUCUCGAUCCUAGCCCCGCAGCUCUCCGAGCAAAUCAUGCAACGACUCCAGAAGACCGCCACAGCCGCCGCCGCGGCCUGCACCGGCCCCGGGCAGGACGGCAAUCAGUGCGGCAGUGCCUGGUACCAGAGCAAGUUUGACGGCCGCACGGGAAUGGAGCAGGAGAUCUCCGCUAGCGAUCUCUUUUCUGUCAACUUGAUUCCGUUCAUCCAUGGCGCGCCCCAGAAGAUCUUGGGGCCGUUGACCUCGACGACCGGUGGCUCGAGUACGAGUAACCCGAACGCGGGCAUGAAUGAUAAUUCGAAUGAAGUUCGGUUCGCACCCAUUAGCGCGGGCGAUCGAGCCGGCGCGGGGAUUCUGACAGCUAUCUUUGUGGCUGGGUGGGUUGGGGGUUUGGCUUGGAUGUUCAUGGAGUAA